Eleginops maclovinus (Patagonian blennie) is the source of this 5167-nucleotide messenger RNA. It is a transcript of the gene ptprna, whose product is annotated as protein tyrosine phosphatase receptor type Na. Gene Ontology annotation, molecular function: protein tyrosine phosphatase activity. Gene Ontology annotation, biological process: protein dephosphorylation; insulin secretion involved in cellular response to glucose stimulus; regulation of secretion. Bases 176 to 3010 code for a protein of 944 amino acids. Gene Ontology annotation, cellular component: secretory granule; synapse. Lineage: Eukaryota; Metazoa; Chordata; Actinopteri; Perciformes; Eleginopidae. The record is from RefSeq and is a predicted model, not a curated record. The transcript has 24 exons.
UUUCACUGGGAAGAACUCGUUUUUUUUCACUUAUAGUUUUCGGUCACAUUUGCAUCUAGGGUGCAAUGGGAGCAGUCGUCAAAAUGAUGGGGAUUUAAAAUUGAGGACCAAAGCAAAAGGGACUCCGCAUCUUUCUCUCUGCAUUACCUCCGCUGCUGGGAGGCUUCAGAGGAUCAUGCAACACCUUAAACCAUGGCGGGCUCUGCUCCUCCUAACCGUGCUGUACCACCCCGGAACCUCAGAUAAAUACGGUUGCCUGUUUGAAAGGAAACUGUGCACAAGGGAUCAGUUCUGCUCUGAUGAUGGGCUGUUCGGUCAGUGCCUCAGCUCUAAGCAGGACCUGGUCCAGUACCAGGUUACAGUUCCUGUUCUAAAGAGGAUGCAGGAAGUCCUAAAACAGCUCAUGGUAAAAGGUUUUUCCUGGCAAGAUGACAUCACCCAGUAUAUUUUAUCAAAGGAGCUGAAGAGAGUUCCCCAUACGACCCAUCCUUCUAAGCCAAACUCUGCUUCAUCCUCUUCUGUUUCGUCUCAUUCCAAACAGAACAGCCCCCACCACCACAGUUCUAAGUCUGGCAAGGCACCUCCUGGUGGCAACUAUUUGGACUACAUGAUUGUCGAGCCUCCUCAAACCCCGCUACGAAUGCAGUCAGCCUCCAUGGACCCAUACACAUACCACCAGCAUAGAUAUCAAGACGAAGUGGAGAGAUCCCUCAUAGGAGCAGGAAAUGGAUAUGCCCGCCCCUCGUCAAGGUCCCAGGCAAAUCAGAGAGAGCGAGAGCGUGACAGGCAGAUGUUACAGGAAGCAUUUUCUCUCUACAUGGCGUCUGCACAGCCCUCUUAUCGCCACCGAGGGGCCGCUGCCAUGGCUCCUGCAGCUCUGCCUUACUAUGAGGACUUGGAACUGGAGGUGCCAGUGGAUUAUGUAGAAGACUACACCCUAGAGGAGAGACUUGGUACUGCUGGCCGACAGCAAGUACCGCAGAACAAAAAGGUUCCUCAGGAAAUCAGCACUGGAAACAGUGAUGGACUUCUGCAGAGGAUGUCUGGAGUCUUGCAGAGGUACGGAGUCGACCCCAGAGAGCUCAGUCAAGAGCAGCUGUACAAGCUAGCCCUCAUUCUGCAGCUGAUGCAGGCCAAAGACAAAACAGAUCCAAUGGAGAAAGAUCUCAUCACCCUCAAGGAGAUGCAGCUGUUAAAAACAGACAGUGUGGCCCAGAAGCCGGCAAAGCCUGUCCCAGUUCCUGGUCCCCCUGAUGCCCCUCCAGCGCCGUCCUCUGCUUCAGUUUCAGCUACAUCACCAGCCAAGAGCCUCCACCUGCCCCCUUCUACCUCCCUGCCCCCGCAGGCCGCUCCUGCUGAAGCUGGAAAAGGCUCGAAGGAGCAGGGGCUGCCACUGGUUGAGGGUACAGGAGCCAAGGAGCAGUAUGGGUACAUCGUCACCAACCAAAGUCCUCUGAGUUUGUAUGAUGGAGUCAAGCUGUUGGAGCUACUGGCUGACAAGAUACACCUGACAACCAGCAGCUUCAUCAACAUCAGUGUGGUGGGCCCUGCUCUGACGUUUCGUAUCCGCCAGAAUGAACACAACAUGACGGCUGCAGACAUGGCUGCCAAAGCUGUCUCUGAAAAGAGCUUCCUGGAGUCUGAAACAGGCCUGAAGAUUAAACAGACCGGUGUAGGAGAGAGGAUAGAUGCACGCGGUCUCCCUCAGGUAACCAGGGUUUCCCAAGGCUCCAGUGGCACAGUCAUCACCCUUGUUUCCAUGGCAGUCGUUGGAGGUGUGCUGGUAUUGGCUAUGGCUGUAGCUUGCUUCAGGCACUAUGCUCAACAAGUGGCCAAUGGCAAGCUUGGACUGGGGCCAGAGGGAGGAGCAGAAACACACUUUGACUACCAGGAGCUCUGUCGGCAGCACAUGGCGUCCAAAUCCUCCCUGUCCCGGCAGGACUGUAUGGCUGGAGUGAGCGGCGGCAUGGCGGGUUCUGCCAUUGGCACAGGUGCCGGCGGCCGGAGGGGUACAGACACUUCACGCGUCAGCAGUGUUUCCUCUCAGUUCAGCGACGGUCCCCAGCACAGCCCGUCCUCCACCCACAGCUCCACCCCGUCCUGGAGCGAAGAGCCUGCCCAGUCCAACAUGGACAUCUCUACUGGUCACAUGAUACUGGCUUAUAUGGAGGAUCACCUGCGUAAUAAGGACCGUCUCCAGAGGGAGUGGGAGGCUUUGUGCUCAUACCAGGCCGAUCCCUGUUCAAUAACUGUAGCUCAAGCUCCGAGCAACAUGGACAAAAACAGACACCCUGAAUCCAUCCCCUAUGAUCACACUCGGGUGAAGUUGAAGCCUGAAGUUAACUCCAAUAAACAAGACUAUAUCAAUGCCAGCCUCAUUUUUGACCAUGACCCACGCCAGCCAUCUUACAUCGCCACACAGGGACCAAUGGCUCACACUGUUGCUGAUUUCUGGCAGAUGGUGUGGGAGAAUGGCUGUACAGUGAUAGUGAUGAUGACAGCUCUGGUGGAAGAUGGAGAGAAACAGUGCGAGCGGUACUGGCCUGAUGAGGGCUCAUCACUUUACCACAUCUAUGAGGUAAACUUGGUGUCAGAGCACAUCUGGUGUAAGGACUUCCUGGUGCGUAGCUUCUACCUGAAAAAUGUCCAGACGCAGGAGACCAGAACCUUGACGCAGUUUCACCUGCUGAGCUGGCCAGCUGACGGCAUCCCCACCUCCACAAGGCCGCUUUUAGACUUCCGUCGGAAGGUGAAUAAAUGCUACAGAGGUCGUUCCUGCCCAAUCAUCGUUCACUGCGGCGAUGGCACUAGCCGGACUGGCGCGUACAUCCUCAUUGACAUGGUGCUGAACCGCAUGGCCAAGGGAGUGAAGGAGAUUGACAUCGCAGCCGCACUGGAGCACAUCAGAGACCAGAGACCUGGCUUGGUCCGCACCAAGGACCAGUUUGAGUUUGCGCUGACAGCAGUAGCAGAGGAGGUGAACGCCAUCUUGAAAGCCCUGCCACAGUGAGCUGAGGGCGCAGUGAGGACAUCCAUGGGCACAAAAAGAAAUACUUGUAGGGGCACACUCGUACCAUCCAGCCAUGUUUGUCUGGCCAUCACUGUAUAUAAGAAUUUGCUUCAGCACACUUGGAGCGCUUACAGCUCAUGUCUUCAGCAUGCAGUAUUUUACCAUCGACUUAUUUGCUGGGUUUUUAACACUUCAUAAAUGAUUACUUGCAAGAUGUAAAAUAUGGCCAAAGGAUUAAAUGUUAGUCAUAAUUGCAUCAAUUUGAUCAUUGCUCUCUGAAGAUUCUACCUAAUAAGACACCAAUUAAGCCAUCCAAUGACAACGAAGAAUAAAAACGUGCUGAUAUACUGCACCCUGACAGGAUAGAACACACUUCUUUUGAAGGUGCAAGAACAUAAUAGAUUGGCCUAAUCUACCCUCUUACUCGACAUGAUGACAUGAUUACCUCAAAAGAUCUAACAUUAACAGAAGAUUUCCACCAUCCCUCACGGUUUGUUAUGCUGUUGUGUUGAGCAUUACAAUUUUUCUUGGACUAAAAUAAUGUUGAAUCCCUUUCCAAAAGUAUCCAUCCUGCUAAGAGGUUUGACUUAUUUUUUAACUCUCUAAGUGUGUUGUUACGUGUCCACCAGAAUACUGUGUGCUACUGUGUGUUGAUUCCAAGCAGGUUUUUAUUUGUGAUGCUUGUCUUUGUCAUGACAACAUGAUUGUUUGCUUUAAGCCCUGGUCUCUUUCGAUGAUGUACCUUGUCCACAAAGUCCACCUUGCCUUCUUUCUGCACACAAAGUAACUCUGGGUUCUUCAUCGUCUUACUCUGUGUACAAACUUGUGAUCUAUGUAAAUAAUUCAUCCUGAUGAUUGUGUUUAUUCAUGUAGCAGACGGACAGAAAAUAUCUAUAAAAAAUGUAUUUUUGACUUUACCUGAAUAAAUUUGUGAUGUGACGCAGCAAAAAAAACUAACAACAGAGGGACAGGCUUUCUUUGCUCAUUUUGACAACAACCUUUUUUUAAGUAGGUGUGCUUUUUGUUUCAUACCCAAAAAAAUGAUAAAAUUGCAUUUAAAAGGCAUUUUGUCUCAUGCAUUUUAAUCUUUUGAUUAAAAAUCCAUGUUUUAUUCAAAAUGUAUCAUAAAUGCAUCAACACCUGCACCUUUAGAGCUGUACACACAGUGCCCCCUGCAGCAUAAAGGGUGGAACAGCCAAAAAUAAGUGUAUUAGUAUAUAUUUUUUAACUUAAAGAGAACAUUUGACAAUUUAUCUUCAAUUCCUAUAUUAUUCUAUAUUCAUUGUGUAUAUAUUUUAUUUAAGUCUACAAACUAAUAUGGACUGAUGCAGAAUAGUCAGCAAGAAAUGCUUUAUUUUGUCUUCUUUUGUAACAUUUCUCUACUUGUUUCAUUUACCAGUUUCCACCUGCAGGCAUAAUUCAGCAAUCAAUUCUGCUGACACAUCAGUUAAUGCAGAGAAGAUUCAAACUAUUUCCUCAGGAUUCAAAAUACAAACGUCCCAGUCUCUUGCUCCACAAUGAGCUAUGUACACACACUCAAACACACAAUUCAUAAACAUAUAUAACACACAUUUGAAUAUUUUUAAGUGUCAGCAGGUAGUGGCCAUGAUGGGCAGAGAGAAACAAGUGCAUCUUGGGGAAUUGACCUUUGACCUGUAAGAAUAAAUGAACAAGGAAAUGUUACACUUCAUCGGUAAUGCAAAUAUUGAUGCCUUUUAUAAACACUACUUCUAAGAAUGAUUGGAUGUCAUCAUCUACAAAGGGCUUAAUGGGCAACAUUCAGGGUGCUUCAGGUUCACACCGGUCUUUACCUCAGGGCAGCACGAGCCAAUCAGGUUAGCUUGUGAAGGCCUCGAAGUCUGAGUCUGAAACAGGGAGCAGGAUGUGUAAGACAACAAAUUUCCAACUGAAGUCUUUAACUCCUUAAUUCUAUUGUAAGAUGAUUGUCACAUUGAUUUUAAAAAUAGUAUGUGCUAUGUAUUUGAUACUGCAGCAGGCACUAAAUGGGGAUACCAGCACAUUAGCGAAGUAGCAAAAUGAAAAAGGAAACAAAAGUGAUCAGCAGGAACAAAAUAUGAGAUAACAUUGGAUUUGUGGUUAUUUUAAAUGUGUGCUAGCUCUAAAUCUAUAUCUUGUUUUGACAGGUUUUGAAAACAU